UUGUGUAUGGUCUGUCGAAGUUGCUCGAUUCCGGGUCCCCACUUGUUGGCAGCGUGAAAGACCUCAUGCUACGCUCAAUCAUGACCAAGAGGAUCACGCGGAUGCUCUCUCGAGGAAUGCUGAUUUCGAAGAAGGCGAAGAAGUUGCAUGUCGAUGGCGUGGCGGUUGCAAAAGGCUUGCUUAAUGAUAGGAAUGUCAGAGAAAAAGUCGUCACCGACGAAUUCGUGUCUUCAACCUUUGAGAUGUUGUCCUCCGACAGCUCGCACGUCAUCGGCACGGCAAACCUAUCAAUCCUGGUAGCAUUUGGCGAGUUUCACGACAUUCUCGCUCAGAAAGCUUCUGCAGCUGUCGACGAUCUCGUUGAUAAAUCACGUGAAGACCGUCAACUUGCUUUACAAGCACUGCUCCUUCUAGCAGGCAUUGACAUCACGCGCCAAGCAGUGCUCGCGAAGCUGAAGACUCUGAUUGAUGAGAUACUGGUCGCAGAAAAGGCGUCAGACAUUGUAGGAGGACUCCGGCUUAUCCAGCCUUUCCUCCGCAUUGGGGAAAUUAGGGAGCUUGUGUUGGAUAAGAAUGUCAGCAAUGUCGUCACCACGCGCUGCGACGGGCUUUCGCCCAAAGAAGAGAAGGAUAUUCAGAAAGCAGUAGCAUCCUUCAACGAAGAGCUCUACAAUUCUCAAAAUGCCGGUGAUGCCUUGCCUGUCUCGGACGAUGGGGUCUCUGUUGCCUCCUCAUCGUCUAGGAUACUUGUGGACGACGUGUGAGGCCCGUGGCCCGGACCCGAGCGCAUAUAUUACAGCGUUA
Messenger RNA from Coniophora puteana RWD-64-598 SS2, 804 nucleotides. RefSeq lists its product as uncharacterized. Lineage: Eukaryota; Fungi; Basidiomycota; Agaricomycetes; Boletales; Coniophoraceae. The transcript is spliced from 6 exons. The coding region runs from base 81 to 764 and encodes 227 amino acids. The record is from RefSeq and is a predicted model, not a curated record.